This is a messenger RNA of Acanthaster planci (crown-of-thorns starfish), 7153 nucleotides long. Its product is annotated as neuromedin-U receptor 2-like. Gene Ontology annotation, molecular function: G protein-coupled receptor activity. The record is from RefSeq and is a predicted model, not a curated record. Gene Ontology annotation, biological process: G protein-coupled receptor signaling pathway. NCBI's taxonomy places the organism in Eukaryota, Metazoa, Echinodermata, Asteroidea, Valvatida, Acanthasteridae. Gene Ontology annotation, cellular component: plasma membrane.
UUGUGGGAGGCUUCGGUAUACCGUGAGGGCAGGUUCUGUGCUCGUAUCAAAAAUUGACAGCAAAGUGAACUUUAUGUGUGUCUUCUGUCAGAGACACCACGAGGACUUGUCCUGACCCAUGACCCUCCUCCCAAAAGGAAAGAGAAUAUACAUUUUUUUUCUGGGAAGGAUCUACAUCGGCGGAGAAACAACUACGAUGAGGGCGUUUUUUUAUCAUGAGAGCUCCACAAGUGGUUGUAUACUUCCGCUUCACUUUUAAUUUAAAUUUGCUUCCGGAGGCCGUGCCCAUGCCCAGGUCCUACAGAUGUCUCCAAGCUUGCGGACUGGACCACCUGCCUGUCAACAUCUGUGAAAAGUUACAGCGCCGCACUAGUUGCUGGUUGCUAUGUAGAUCCGUGACGUCAAUUACCAAUCUUCUUCCCAUAAGUCCGAGCGAAAGGAACUAUUCACACCUAGCGCGCUAGCCGGCUGGCUUACAUUAGAGACGAGCGAGGAGGCGAGUGCGCAUCUCGGGUUCGCAUUACGAAAGCUCUCCGAGUGCGCUGUGUGUUUUCCCGUGGAAUGUUGGCGGGGGCUGGCUCGGUUGGCAGUGGUUAGCUUUGGAGAUUAACGGAAAUCGGAAAAAAAUGUAUGGAUUACAAGAAACCUGACUUGGAUUACAAAGGAUUAACACUAGCAAUCAUACUGCUAACUACCUAAGGGCCAUCAACACUAUUCACGACGAGCCAACAACAAAGAUUUAAAAGUAAUCAGCUGACGAAUGCCAGGUCGGCACCGAAAGAUGGCAGGCACUGAAGGAUAUACUCUUGUAGACGAUCAAGACCACACCAUGAAUAAUACGUACAGCGGGUCGGUAAAUUUCCAGAACAACCCCGAAAUGGAUGAAUCCAUGCCUUCUGUCAACGUCACAGAUGAAAAUCUGCACUUGUACGUGUACUCCACCGUGGAUACAUUGUUGGUGACGGUAGUUAUGCCCCUGAUAUUUUCCAUCGGUGUAUUAGGGAAUCUGGCCGUCAUUGCUGUGUUUGUACGUGUGAGAUCCAUGCGAACGGUCACCAACCAUUACUUGGUCAGCCUUGCCGUGGCGGACUUGACCUUCAUACUUCUUUCGGUGCCGCAAUUCUGGGUCAUGUAUGUUACCUCACCGCUCUUCGGAGAUUACCGGGUCCUGCAGGCGGGCUACUGUAAACUGACUAUUUACCUUACCGAAUCCAGCAUCAUAGCCUCAUGCUUCACUGUCAUCUUGGUAACAUUUGAAAGGUACGUGGCGAUAUGCUGGCCCCACAAAUUCAAAGAGCUGAGCACGAAGCCACGGGCUGUUCUCCUGUGUGCUCUGGUGUGGGUAUUUGCGCUUGGAUACAAGAUACCGACACUGUGUUUCUCCACUGUCGUUGAAAGCCGGAUCGUGUGGAUGGUAUCGAAGAAGGCGGACUCUUAUCCAGAUAGCAUCUUCUACUGUCAUUUCUGCUAUCCCAAGAAUUCCAGCCCCUGCGUCGCUUACAAGAAAUCACUGACACUGGACCAGAUCAUGUUACUGAUGGUGAUACCAAUCACAAUGGUCAUGUAUUCGUUAAUUGUGCUGCAGCUUCAGAAACUUGCCAAAUCCACAAUGAUCAGAGGUACAGGAAGCAGCUCUUCCACUCGGAUGAAGAAACAAGUGGUGCGCAUGCUGAUUGUAACCAUUACACUCUUCGUCAUAUGUAUGACACCCUUUCGCAUCCUGAACCUCUUCGACAUCUACAAUUUUACUCUACCGCCAAACUCGCAGUGGGUGCUGGUCAAUGUGGGACGCAUAAUGUUGUACACAAACUGUUCGGUCAAUCCCAUUAUUUACAACAUAAUGAGUGACAGGUAUCGCCAGGCUUUCCACGAUACGUUCCUCUGUUGUCUGCCCAAACGCGGUGAGACGAACCACGAGCAGUCGAGCUGCAACCGUAAAACAACCAAGUACACAGCGAGCAUGUGGGCCGAAACGAAGUAAAUGUUGCAGACUGCUAUCUCGUCGACCCUUACCAUGGUCAAUGGUUACAGUCACGACUUGUGAAAAGUUAUGGAAAUCCUUCAUCUAUAUGGUGACAAACCUUUCACUGCAACAGCAAUGUUACGCAGGUGGUCCAAGUACACAAGUACCGAACAAGAAGUCAGCGAGCCUACCCAGGAAAAAGUCAACCCAACCCAACUUCCAAAUAUGAGUUGGAAAAAAUGUCGGAGACUCUGCCGUGCGCGGUUAAUGGUGAGGUAUGAAGCGAAUAUCUGGAUGUAAAUAGUUGUGGCUAUCCUUCGUGCAUAGCCUUUGUGGUAAAGAGGCCCAUAAAAAACUAAGCUAAAUAGUAUUAAAACUUGGUGGUCGCCUCUAAAAAAAAUCGUGCUUUUUUAUUUGCAGUAGGCGAAUUAUCUAAUAAUGGGAAGACACGCUUGCACAAAGAUUCGUUUGGGAAGAUAUUUUCGUAUCGGUUCAUAUUCGGCGCGAAUGCGAACGUGAACGUGAGCAAGACCCUGUGAUGUUGCGACGAAUGAUAUUCUCGCUGUGAAAUUUAACAGGUUGAAAACAUUUCAAUUCUUGACGCCAAAAUUUGCUUCACGUUCGCAUUCGUAGAUCAGUAAUUAGUAUUGGGUAUUCAAACUAUAAAGAAUUCUGUGUGAUGGUCGCAUCUUCUUUCAAAAGCCCAGGAAGCGUUCAUUAUUUGAAAGAAUAACGGCAACAGAGGAAAUUCUUAUGUACAUUAAUAGCUGCAAAAGCGAUGGUGUCGUUGGGAGAAGGUGAAGUUUGUUUUCAGUGUUAAAGUGGUAUUUUAAUGUAUCUGUUUCGAGAAGUUUCGGUUCUGUCAAUGAACAGAAAUUCAGUGAAGUUGAGAGCCUUUAUUUCAAACAUUAACUUUAUUUCAGUGCCCGAACUUUGGCUGAUAAAAUUAUGUAAAAGACAAUGAAUUAUACAAUGUAAAUAUUUAAUUCUCAAAAUGUUGAAUUUAUGACCUUUCAAAUACUGUUUUGUGAAUAGAGUAAGCACAAUUAUCGGGUGAUAUAUUCGUGACGCAGACAGGCCAAACAGGUUUUCUCAUACGGAGACGAAAGUUCGUAAGUCAAACCCUUGACUCAUUUGGUUUGUUGAUAUGACAACAAUCGUGCAAUCAUUUAGAAAACUGCACCAGUUUGUGACGGAGAAUUUUUCUGCAUCAAAAACUCAUCAAUAAAGAAAAGCUGUAUGUGAUAAAUGAUGUAAACGCACAUAAUGUACAGUGUAAACUAUGUGCAGUAGAUCGGCUGCAAGCACGUUCAAAAUUGCCGUCAGAGGUCUGUGUUUGUAUAAUUGAUAAGAGUAACAUAAUAUGAUGUUCUUGCUAUUUGCUGCGUUACACUAUCUUCGAAAAAAGUACGUCCGUGGUACCCUUUGUUUAGAUUUUAAGUGAUGUUGGUAUUGUCUGCAUCUUUUCUUUUUUUAGAAUGAAAAGAGUUGAGUUUUAAACUGUUUGUGGGUUGGAGUUUAAGGAGAAAAGAUUAGUUUUGCUGUUCCUUGUCGACCGUCACCUCUUCUUUCGAUUAUUGUGUUCAUUUUCCAGCUCUGUUUUAGUUGUGCUUUUUCAAAUUAUAUAUUUGUGACCCACCAUCCUAUACUAGGCCCAAAUUUGAAAUGUAGCUUUUUAAAUUAAGAUUCUGCACUACGGGAUAUGCUAUGAUUUAGAUGUCAAGCCAACCCCAAGUGUUUAAUGCAUAAGGUAACAGCUGAGACAGUCGGUUAUAUAAAAUUCAUAAUGCGUGUGUGCUUAUAAAACUGACAAGCUUAUCUGGCGAUAGUGGGUCAUAUAUAUUGUAUUUCAUCUGUCGAGAUUGGGAACUUUGAAGACAUAUUUUGACGUUUUAGUAUUUGUGGAUGGUAUAAAAAUGUAAGAUUUUAAAAAGAUAACGUACUUAAUGCAUUUCGCAAAGAAAACGUGUUGGGUAGCGAUUGGAAUGUGGUGGGCCACGUCACCAUAAAACUGACAAUUACACAAAAGGAUUGUACGAUGGAACUCGUCAUUCCAAGAUAUGUCCACACCUGCUUCAACAUUUACUUGGCAAGAAUUGGGACAUAUAUGGAGCCACACUUGCAGUGAUUUAAAAAAUUUUAAAGUGUAUAACUAUCCCACAGGAUAAACGUAUUAUCUCUACUCGUGAGCUGGUUCUGAAAAGAAAACUUGUGAGAAGUUGGAGAAAAGUGAAUUGCAAAGAAGAGGAAAAUUCCAUCUGGAAGCACUACACCCUUAGAAACUAUAUUUGCUAACCCCAGUCGGGUGUACACCUCAUGUAUUUUGCUGUGAAGAUUCAGAAAACCUGCGAGAUAAGAAUUCCUAUGUUUUGAGCACUUGUUAGAGCUGCUACCCAUUCAGUCUUCUUGUUGGUUUUAUGCAUCGAUUUUUGCAAGCAUUUUGUUGAUUGGAAUUAUUUUUGGUUUCGAUUUCAUUUAAGAAAGAGACGCUGAAUGCUAUAAAAACAUACGGAACGUGGACAGUUUCUGUUACCCAUCAAGCCAGACUUCGACGAAACGAAACAAACUACAUGAAAAAUAUCAAUUAUAAUGACGUAAAUGGACCCGACUGUAACAUACGCUUGCAAUAUGGAGUGAGCAGUAUUUUCUUUUAUUUGAUAGAUAAUUAAUUAGCUUGGAUAGUGACUGUGAUAUGACACAAACAUCAGACAACAUAUGGACAAAGACUUGGGAACAUUACGAACAGAAACAGUAAUAAGCUUAACUGGCCCCUCUUAAUGGCACAGUAAGUUGUCGGUUCCAAACCCGACACGGCCCAAUUAUGGACCAAAUUGUGGGGGCAAAUCACCGGUCUGACAGAUGGUACGACCUAAUUGAUAAGUGGCAUGAUUUACUGCGUAAUCCUCCCGAAGCAUACGUUAGAAUGUGUGACCACUAUAAGGUGUCAUAAAGGAACUGAGUUUUGAAGUUUGCGUUUAUCAACAUGAGAGGUAUAUAGGUCCCGCUGCAGUUUUCAUUUCCACGCGUCGAUGUUUACAGUAUUUUAUUCUAGUCAUGUACAGUUUUAUAUUUUAUUGGCAUAGCAAAGUUAACAUUUUUAUAUGCACAAAACAAAACAAAACAAACAACGAGUUUUUGAAAUUUUGAAAUAAAAAAAACAUUGACUGAGACAGCAGACCACGGGACUUACGGAGACAGAAUAAAAUGACUAAUUAAGAUUUGGGUCAGUUAGCAGUAGCACGGUGUUGGGAAAUAUUUAACAAAAGAGGAUGUUCCUGCAUGGUGUUACCGCGAGCUUAUCAAACCUUCCACACAAAUGUCAACGAAGGCCUAUUUAAUGUCAGAAGUUUUUUUUUUCUGAGAGCUGCACCGAGCGCCUUUUUUGUCCGGCUGAUGUAAAUUUGAUCAGAGACAAGUGACCACGAAGAGAAAACGGACAGACCUUAAACAGCCUGAUGACUGACAUGACAAACGAUUCAUGACGCCUCCUUGGCAUUUUGACGUAAAAAUGAAAGACUUAAAGAUACACAUUGUAUCACUACCAGAAAAACAUUACAGGGCACUAAUGCAUCCUUAUCUGACUAACAGCAACCGUGCCCUGCUAGUGUCACACCAUAGUCUGCCACCAAUCCCUGCAGGUUAAUCACAAGUUCAUAAAGAGCCAUUAUCUCACAAGUCAAGUCGCAAGCUUUUCAAAUGAAGUAUGAUAAAAGUGUUUUUGUUAUUGGGUUUCCUCGUCCUCUGGUCACCUGUGACUGAUCAUACGGGACGACUUGACAACAGCUUUUGAGGGUCUAGUGAAAGACUCGACUACAGCACUCCGUGAUAUAUGCCGAAGCGUGACGAAGCCAUGACAACGACUGUCAUGAUAGACCAAUCAGAUUGUCACACGACCAUUACCAUUGCACUGCGAUGACAUUAGCCUCAGACGGACGAUCACGACUCCUGACGGUACAAAAGAGACGCUUGAAAAUCCAAGCUCAAAAGGCAGCCUAAGGGUGCAUUUUCAGCAAGUUCUCAAUUUUUAUGUGCCUAAUGUAAACCUUUUCCUAAUGUAGGAAACUAAUCAGUCGUGAUAGAUGAGACAUGACCGUCGAUCGGAAUAACUGUUCAACAGUUUCUGUGGUGGAAGUCUUACGGAGCUUUUGCCUUGGGAUCAUAACCAUCUGUCUGUACUGGUGCUCCGUUGUCCUUUGUCGCGCACAGCGUUUUAUGUUUCGUUCGUAGAAGUUUUCUUACUAGGUCAACAAUUUUCAACAAACGAUUUUGUUAUGUUUUGAAAGGUGGCAACCCCACAGGAAAAAGGCCUGGCAGGAAAAAAGCAAAAGGCGGUCUAAGUCGAAGUGAUGAAUAUUUAUUGGGGUCUAAUGAGGGAAACAGAAAACCAAGGGGCGCACUGUGAUGCUGGGGACAUGAAGCGAAGAAUAUAGGAUUCUAGCCCUUUGCCCAAACCAAUAGCAGAUAUCGAUCUCCUUCUCGGCAAUGACUUUGUGACGAGAAACCUCGACGAAUUCACCUACCAUUGAGCCAAGGGGUGAGCAGUUAGGUUUCUGAUUUCUCGAAAGGCAGGCAAUGACAUGACAGUUACUGGUGUGAAUGAAACCAAGUCAGCUCUAAGUUCCAAAGGGAGAUGCACCUACUGGGUUAGCCUAUAAACUCUAGACAGUAACACCUCAUGCUAACUACGGAUACCGAACGAUUUAAAGACACCGCUUUUACCUAUCAAUACUGACGCUUUUUUUUUUCAACCUUACUAAUCCAUGACUUUAUAGCGUUAUUUAUGGCUUCUUCUGGCAAUAAUACGAUGUGCUGAAAGCCAUACUAUUCUUUUUAAAAAGUCAAGAUUAUUCCAAGUUUUGAGAGGUCAAUCAAUUAUUGGGAAUUUUUGGAAAUCAAGCAAACUCUUCUUAAUUGGCGUCUAUAACAUUACCAAGUAUUUUAAUUUUCUAAAGAGAAAAUAGUUAAUAAUAAACUAUUUAUACUGUGUGGUCAUUGUGAUGUACCUUCACUGUUAUCUUGAAAAUUAGAUCACCAGAGAUAUAUUGGAACUGUACACAUGAGAAACAAGUUAUUGUAAAUAAGUCAUACCAUAACGGUUGUUAUAAACAUGUAUAGCAGUGGUUAAAACUAGAACAAAAAACUCUAGCCUCGACGUUGAAUUAAACAGGUACUUGUUGAUAAGGUCACAUA